AUGGACUGCACCGCAACCAUUUUGAAGGCUUGCGCUCGCUCCAGGAUUAAGCUGUGUCGCCCGGACUGUUCCACGAGGCGUCCGCGGAGACGAGAGGACACCUGCGGAUGCUGCGCCGAUGUGAUGGCGGCGCACAUAGUCGGCCAUGUUUGUUCGCUCCUGCAAUGCUUACUGUUCUACGUGUGCUGCUGUCUGUCACAUGACGAAAGCCCAGAUUUGCGCCGUGAUUGGCUCGAAUGCAGUAGCAAUAUGGCUGCAAGAGGAGGAAGACCGGAACAGGAAGGUGAAGAGGAGGAGUUGGGACCGCCACCAUCGGUCGAUGAGGCUGCGGAUGCAUUGAUGACCAGACUGGGCUUCUUACUGGGGGACAAGAUCGCUACUCAAGAUUCCGCCCCUUCCCACCCCCAGGAGGACGGAAACCAGAGGAUUUCUCCGUCCUCCAGUCUGGCCAGCAGCGGCACCUCCCCCUGCUCCACACUGCAGCCACCUGCUGGAGGAGAGACAAACAACAACAACAAGCAUGCCCCGUUCAACUACGCCUCCGUCACCUCCCCCUCCUCCACACUGGACAGCAGGGACAGUGGCAUUAUAGCCACAUUGACGAGCUACUCUGCCGAAUCAGCUGUGGAGCGAGACGACAAUGGCAAGUACCAUGGGAAUGGUUACCAUGGCAGCAAUCUCAACUUCUGGCAACAGGGCGGCGGGAGAGCGGUGGUGGCCUCUACGUCGGCGUCCAGCAUGACGGCACCGAAAGGCGGGAACAACGGCUUCCUGUACAGACACGAAGACAACAUGUCCGCCUCCACCUACAGCCUCAACAAGCUCCACCCAGACCGCUCCUCAAGUUCCACCCACUCCAUCCCGCUCUACCUCAUGCCCCGCCCCAACUCUGUGGCCGCCACCAGCACUGCCCACCUUGAAGAUCUGGCUUAUCUGGAUGAGCAGCAGAGACACACCCCCUCUCGGACCUCCCUCAGAAUGCCCAGGCAGAAUUCUGGGAGUCGCAGUCAACAGGAUCAUAGAGUGCGCUUUACUCCCUCGCUCAACCUCAAGCCCUUUAACUUCGAGAUCCCGGGACUGACCGGUGAUUGGUUGUUCACGGGCAGGGAGUGGCUUUUCCAGGAAGUAGAUGCCUGUCUGCGCAGCUCUGACCCGGCAUGUCGCGGCGUGGUGAUCGUCGGUAAUAUGGGCUUCGGGAAAACUGCCAUUAUCGCACGACUCGUGGCUCUCAGCUGUCACGGCAACCGCAUGUGGCCAACUCCUGCUAAUAACCAGAGCAUAGCAAAACAUGCUGAGAAUGCACAGUUUUCCCACAACUCGAUGGGACGGAGUGAAGGACUCGAUGAAGGCCGAGAGGGAAGCUGUCCGGGAACUCCAGAGAUGAAGAGGAGACAGGAGGAAGCACUGAGGAGGCUCGCAGGGCAGGUGGUGUCCUAUCACUUCUGCCAGGCCGACAACUGCUACACCUGCCUGGUCCCCGAGUUUGUCCACAACAUGGGCGCCAUGCUCAGCUCCAGUCCUCAGCUGUCGUCAUACAGAGAGCUGCUCCACCAGUCGCCGCAGCUACAGAGCAUGCUCAGUCUGCGCUCCUGCAUCCAAGACCCCAACGCUGCACUCAUCAAGGGAAUAUUGGAACCACUCGACCUACUCUACAGAGAGAGGAAGAUCCAGGCUGACCGGGCGGGCCUUAUUGUCUUGAUCGAUGGGUUAAACGAAGCAGAGUUCCACCGUCCGGACUAUGGCGACACCCUGGCUUCCUUCCUCAGUCGGAACAUUCAGAGAUUCCCUCCCUGGUUAAAGAUCGUCACUACUGUCCGCACUGGCCAACAGGAUAUCACACAGUCUUUGCCUUUCCACUGCAUCUCUCUGGACCGUAUGGAGGAGAACAGUGCCAUCGAGCAGGACCUGCAGGGCUACCUGAUGCAGCGUAUCCACAGCAGUGCAGAGAUACAGAGCAACGUGUCCCUGGGUAACGGCCGUCUAGACAACACGGCCCUGAGCAAGCUCAUCAGCCAUCUCAAGAGUCUGAGUCGAGGCUCCUACCUGUACCUGAAGCUCACACUGGACCUGAUCGAGGGGGGCUUUCUGGUGCUCAAGAGCUCCAGCUUCAAGGUUGUCCCUGUGAGCCUGGCGGAGGUUUACUUGCUGCAGCUGAACAUCAGAUUCCCCACACAGUCGUCCUUCCAGAGAGUCCUGCCUCUGCUCAACAUCACCGCGGCCUCGCUGCACCCUCUCACAGACCAGCAGCUGUUUGAGGCGGUGAAUGCCAGUGCGGUGGAAGGGGGGACCUUGCCCUGGGCCGAGUUUUCUCAGAGACUGGAGCAGCUCUCUCCGUUCCUGAUGUGGAGGAGUGAUGGGAGCCGCAUGCUGAAGCACGCCUCCUUCAGAGAGUGGCUGGUGUGGAGAGACGAGGGCCAGGACGACCGCUUUCUUUGCGACUCCCGGAGUGGGCACACUCUGCUGGCCUUUUGGCUCUGCAGACAGGAGGGGAAACUAAACCGGCAGGAGACUCUAGAGCUGGGGCACCACAUCCUGAAGGCCCACAUCUAUAAGGGCCUCAGCAAGAAACUCGGGGUCUCCUCCUCAGUUCUCCAGGGGCUGUGGCUGUCCUACAGCACUGGCGGUCUGAGUCCGGCUCUGUCCUGUCUACGAAACCUCUACACGCCCAACAUCAAGGUGAGCCGGCUGCUGAUAAUGGCCGGAGCUGACGUGGACCAUCGCUCAGACGUCCUGAACAACGCCCCUCUGCUGUGUGUGCACGCACAUCUGGGACACAAGGACGCUGUGGCUCUGCUGCUGGACCAUGGAGCACAGGUGGACGCUCAGUCUAACGACGGCCUGACCGCUCUGGGGUUUGCUGCUGCCGCUGGACAUUUGGAUAUUGUGACGAUGCUGAGUCAGCACAGAGCCAAGGUGGGACAUGUGGACAGUACAGGCCGGUGUGUUCUUGUCCUCGCUGCUCAGCGUGGACGCCAAGACGUGCUGCGUUUCCUCCUCACGUCCCCAGACUGGACCUGCACUACCUGCUGUGGCCAGCGGGCGGCGAGCCGGGGCCAGGCUCUACAGCAGGCUCUGAUCGCAGCAGCCUGCAUGGGACACAUAGAGACCGUGUUAUUCCUCCUGGAGCUGCCAGAGGAGGAGGAGGACAGGCUGGACAUCAAUGCAUGUGACAGUCUGUGGGGAGAGACAGCACUGACAGCUGCAGCGGGCAGUGGUAGGAUGGCUGUCUGCAGACUCCUGCUGGAUCAGGGAGCUGCUGUGGAGAAAAGCAACCGCCGAGGAGCCGCGCCUCUCUUCAGCAGUGUGAGGCGAGGACACUGGCAGGCGGUGCAGCUGCUGCUGAACCAUGGAGCUGAGGUCAACACAUUGGACUCUCAGGGUCGCACUGCCCUCAUGACCGCAGCCUCAGAGGGACACAUGUCCACCGCACAGCUGCUGCUCGACCACGGUGCGUCUCUGGAGCUGAGUGACCGCGAGGGGCUCACAGCUCUGAGCUGGGCCUGUCUCAAAGGUCAGCUGGCUCUGGUCCGAGAGCUGGUGGACAGAGGAGCGGACACUACUCACGCCGACCGGAGCGGACGCACACCUCUGGACCUCGCCGCUUUCUGUGGCGACCCUGAAGUGGUGCAGUACUUGGUGGAGCACGGAGCAUCAGUGGAACAUGUGGACUGCAGUGGGAUGCGUCCUCUGGACCGAGCUGUUGGCUGCAGGAACACCUCCGCAGUUAUUGCUCUGCUUAAAAAGGGAGCGCAAAUAGGACCUGCCACCUGGGCCAUGGCCACAUCCAAGCCUGACAUCUUGAUGGUUCUUCUGGGAAAACUGAUCCAAGAGGGCGACCGUCUGUACAAGCAAGGGAAGGUGCGCGAGGCGGCCGUGUCAUACCAGUCGGCGCUUCAGAAGUUUCCGGGCGACGAAGCGAAGACUUUUCGACAGCUCCGAGUGUCCGUGCUGCUCAACCUCUCACGGUGUCGCCGCAAACUCAACGAUUUCGGUUUGGCGGAGGAGUUUGCCACCAAAGCACUGGAGCUGAAAGCCAAAUCAUAUGAGGCUUUUUACGCUCGAGCCCGGGCCAAGCGGAGCCGCAGGCAGUACCACGCUGCGCUGGAGGACCUGCUGGAGGCCAGUCGUCUCUGCCCAUCAAACCGCGAGAUCCAGAGGCUGCUGUCCAGGGUCAAAGAGGAGUGUCGUCAGGCGGCGCAGCAGCAGGACCCCUCUGCUGCCCCUCCCCCACACAUUUACCAACAGAAUGUGACCCACGACGAGGACGAUCAGGAUACCGACCACAUUGAGGUCGGCAUCCAGAGUCUGGACAGUCACACGACACCAUCUCCAAACUCUCUCUCUCCAUCGCACAUGUACCACCACGUCUCGAGCCCCGCCCACUCGCCUUCCUCUUCCUCACCGAGCCACACCCACCAUUUCAGCCCCGCCUCCUCGCCGGUCCACCAGCAGAGAGUCAACCCCUUGUCGGAAAACCAGCCUCAGUCCAUGAUAGCGAUGCAUCACCCCGAGCAGCAUCUGCAGAACCAGAGGUCUUUUCAGAAGGAGAACACGGUCCAAGGCCAGUGGCUUCAACCGGCCAAGGCUCAACUGGUCCGGUCCAGCCAGCCCAGCGCCGCGGCCCACUCCAAUAUGGUCUUUGGGGGUUCCGCCUACUCCCAGUUUGCCCACUUGCCUAAGGAAUUGGCAGAACUUGGCGAAGGUUUUCAGAUUCAGACCGCUUUGUCUUACCAAGAUGACAUGGAGAGCCAGGCCAGAGCUGCAGCAGGUUACGGCCGCGGCAUCAAUCGCUACAGCCAGGGCGCACAGUUUGGUCGGAACCAGUCCAAAGCUGCGUAUUACCCCAUGGAAGUGACUGAGACUUCUAAUCUAGGUCAACCUGAUAAGUUCAAUGAUUACCAGUACCAAUCACAAGGCGGGCUACGUCGACCUCUUAGCGCACACCCAACCGCCUCCUCCGCAGUCCCCUCCAACAGGCCGCUCAUACACUCGCAAAGCGUCAACGUGCGCAGCCUAGCGGGGCAGCUACCUCCACCAAAUCUAUCCACUUUCCGGACUUCAGCCUCUGCCCAGCAUGUGGAGUUGCCGCCAGACCCGCCUCUUUUCACCGGAAGUUACCACGACAAUUUAUUUUUAGGAUCAAACCCUCAAUCUGAUUUGGGAAUGGAAGGAGGUGGUACUUAUCCCGGGGAGGCAGGACGUACCGCCAGAAACACUCCUUUUAUGGGCAUUAUAGACAAGACCGCAAGGGUACAGCCACAAUACCAGCCGCAAACCCCGCCUUCUUCCUGUCUCAGUCCGUCGCGCUCUUGGGCUGUUUCCUCCGUAGACUCUGUGGUGACGUCGCCGAGCAAAUCCGCGCCCACUCAGCCGUUCCCCUCGUCCAUCGCGUACCAUAACCGGAGCAACAACAACACGCACAACGGCCAUUACUACGACAACCAAAAUGACUACUAUGAAGUUACACCCGCGAAGGUAGAAAACCCGGUCCAAAUAGUAAGUCAGAACCCGUCGUACGUGGAUGUCCGGCUCGCCCGCACGAUGCCGGUGAUCCACAGCUGCUCGGACCGGCCCACCGAGUGCAUCAUGGGCCCUACCUCUCCUGUCAAACCAAAAAGACCCUUUGCCGAGUCUAAUGUAUAG
Molecule: messenger RNA, 5643 nt
Organism: Knipowitschia caucasica
Lineage: Eukaryota; Metazoa; Chordata; Actinopteri; Gobiiformes; Gobiidae
Source: the annotation of a GenBank genome assembly